Penicillium mononematosum is the source of this 1254-nucleotide messenger RNA. RefSeq names its product DUF3844 domain-containing protein. The record is from RefSeq and is a predicted model, not a curated record. Gene Ontology annotation, cellular component: endoplasmic reticulum. The transcript is spliced from 4 exons. The coding region runs from base 1 to 1254 and encodes 417 amino acids. NCBI's taxonomy places the organism in Eukaryota, Fungi, Ascomycota, Eurotiomycetes, Eurotiales, Aspergillaceae.
AUGCGCUGGGUGUCCGCCUUCUUUGCCCUGGCAUUAACAGGUGCAUUGCAAGCAAAUGCACUGGAUGCUACAAUCUUCACGUUUCCUCCCAAGACAGCAAGCUCUCCAACUGCUAAUCCCAACCAACAAACAAUAUCAGAAGAUGAGGCUCGACUUGUCUUGGAGCUUCGCAUGAAGUCCUCUGUAGCAUCGGUCCUCGGAAUGGUAGAUGGAAACACUGUGAACCGCUUGAAUCAUUUUGCUCAGGAUGACCUCACUCUCUUUGGGGGAGCUACCGGGGGCAUUGCUCUCAAGAAAAGCAUCUUUAUUUUGGAAGGGAUUGACCAGGAAGUUGCCCUAGUCAUGCAACAAGCCCAACCAGACCAUCUUCAUAUUCCUCAAAUCUCCUCACCAUUUAUCGGACCUGAUCUCCUGGAAUCAUUUACCGAAAGCAGCACUACUGCGAAAGAGGACCGUGAACAAAUGUGUACAUACUACAACGAUGCUGGAAGGGCUUCAUCAUCAACAUCCCAGCUACACCAGACACCCAAGGAAUGCUUAUCCAGGGACCCCAUGUUUGCUGAUGGGUCUGAUCUGCUCGCCCGUGACUUCAUUACGCUAGUCGAUUCAGUGGAAUCCUGGACAAGCAAGGAUCACAAGGAUUCGGCUUUGAAGUUGUCCUUUAAGGAUAUGUCUGGUGAUUCUGCUCUUGGAACCAAGCUCCUAGAGACAUUGCUUCUUCACCUAGCUCAAAUAUCGUCGACCAGCCACCGCGAAAUCACGACCGUGGUUUUACCUGCUGGUGUUAAAUCAGAAGGACUCAGCCGCCGAGGUGCGAAGCAAUCAUUGGCACCAGUCAGCCAAAGAAAUGCCUUCAGGAGGUCGAUGCAGAAUUCUGCGCUGCAGUCAACCCUAGCGCCUAUCUGUCAUGCUUCAAACUCCUCGUGCGCCGAAUCUACCAAUGAUUGCUCCGGACAUGGUUCCUGCUAUCUGAAAUACGGCUCGGGUGUUGAGGGAACUACAGGCAAUUGUUAUGCAUGCCAAUGCACACAAAGUAUUGUUCGGAAUAGUGAUGGUACCAGCAAGACAGUUCAGUGGGGUGGAUCAGCUUGCCAGAAAAGAGACAUUAGCUCACCUUUCUUCCUCGUUGCAGGGGUGAGUCUGCUUGCCAUUGUUCUAGUCGCUAGUGCGAUUGGGAUGCUUUUCAGUAUGGGCUCACAGGAGCUACCCAGUGUCAUCAGCGCUGGUGUAGGUGGUCCUAAGUCUCAGAUGUGA